UACWACGCCCCCUCUUUUCGAUCUGCAUCCAUCGAUCGAUCAGUAAGGACCAAGGAGUCGCUUCGUUUUUCGUCAGGUCAUCUUCUAAGUUUCUCGACUGUGACUUCUUUAUUAUCUCUUAUUUCGUUCGAGGGAUCGAAAACAAAAUAAGAGAGAAAUCAUGGCGGAACACUUGGCGUCGAUCUUCGGAACGGAGAAAGAUAGGGUGAAUUGCCCCUUUUACUUCAAAAUCGGCGCUUGCAGACAUGGCGAUCGGUGUUCGAGACUUCACACGAAGCCGAGUAUAAGCCCUACUUUGCUGCUUUCGAACAUGUACCAGAGGCCUGAUAUGAUUACUCCCGGAGUGGAUCCCCAGGGCCAGGCCAUUGAUCCUCGCAGGAUCCAGGAGCAYUUCGAGGAUUUCUAUGAGGAUCUAUUUGAGGAGCUGAGCAAGUACGGUGAGAUUGAAAGCCUGAAUAUCUGUGACAAUUUGGCUGAUCACAUGGUGGGUAAUGUCUACGUUCAAUUUAGAGAGGAAGAGCAUGCCGCCAAUGCACUUCGCAACCUUACCGGGAGGUUCUAUGCAGGGCGUCCAAUUAUUGUUGAUUUUUCCCCAGUCACAGAUUUCCGUGAAGCCACAUGUAGGCAAUACGAGGAAAAUACUUGCAAUCGAGGUGGCUAUUGCAACUUCAUGCAUUUGAAAAUGAUUAGCAGGGAACUGAGGCGGAAGUUGUUUGGGAGGUAUAGGCGAAGGCACAGUCGCAGUAGAAGCCGAAGUCCCAACAAACAUCGGAAUUAUGAGGAGCGUUCACAUGGUGGUCGUGGUUUUGGCAGGCGGCAUGACAACCGGGAUCACCAUUACCCUGAUAAUAGAGGUAGGAGGCCUAGGAGCCGAAGCCCCGGAUGGAAGAGGGGAAGAAGCAGGAGCCCUGGGGGUAGGAGAAAUAGGAGCCCAGUUAGGGAAGGUAGUGCUGAGAGAAGGGCUAAAAUUGAGCAGUGGAACAGGGAAAGAGAACAAGCUGAAGCUGGUAACAAGGAUAACAUUGAAAGUGCUCCCAACAACAAUGAAAGUAAUGGAUAUGAUGAAAAUGGAGGGGAGUACUACAAUGAGCAGCAGCAACAGCCACCGCAGCAAGGAACAUAUCACUACUGAUCUAUAGUUGUUAUUCUGGUGGUGUGCAGGUUCACAGUUCUGUGAUAUGGAAAGUAAAACCCAUUGUUUCUUCUUUCCACGAACCACCAUAGUAUUGCCCAACUUGUGUGUUUGAAUGCAUGUUUUGUUUUGUGUAUACUCCUGAGUUCUACUUUUAACCACACUAGAAACCCCAGCAAGGCUAUUUUCCCUUUCUCCCAAUAAGUUCCCUUCACCUUUUUCUUUUUCCUUUUUUUUUACGUGUAGCUGGAUUGUAUAUUUAUAGAUAUCAUGGGACCUUCCCGUGAGGCUUCCUUUGUGGGAAGUGGGUUCCAAGUUAAGGGUUACCCCUGUAGACUGGUCAGACAUCAAGGUGUGAGUCAAAUAUGAGGUGCAUGCAUUGUAUAAGAUUUGUGGUAAAUUAUAGGAAGUUAGGAACAUAAACCUCAUUAACCUUAGUUUAUUAAACUAGUAUUCCAUUUUUUAUCAUGGAAGUAAUUGGCAGUUGGGAGUAAAUUUGGGAAGAGAGAGAGAGUGAGAGAGGAGGAAAGUAGGAGAAUUGCCUAUUGGUACCUGUUCUACAGUUAUGGCUAUUUCAGAACUAUGUAUUCAGCUUUGUGUGGCCCUGCUUAAUAUAAUAGCAUAGAUACAUAUCUCAGAUUCUUCAAAUCAUACAAGUAUAUAUUUUAUUAUAUCUUUCACUUAAUAAUUCAUAUAAAAAAAUUCACUUACCAUUCUACCUCCACUCAUUUUUAGUUAGUUUCAUUAAAUAACAAGGUGCUUACAGAGACAGGUCUUCUAUAUAGGGAGGUCCUGACAUUUACCUCAAAUUUAUUAAAGUGAUGGUUUCGGAGUAUCAAUUAAGAGCAUGUUAAAUACCAGCUACUCUUCUAUCGGAAGUAUUUAACUGUGUUUCUUUGGUUUUCUCAUUCAAUUAAGCUACAACGUCUCUGCAGAAAGUAAGUUUUAAUGAAGAAAGCUUCAGAGUUUUCUUAAGAAAAUCCCAAGGUGUCAUAAGGUGGAUGAGACCUACAAAAAAAGAUCUUCAACCCAAAAGUUUUCAUUUAAAUGACAGCUAUAUUUUUUCCUUGUAAAUUAUCUAUAGUGCAAGAGAAUAAGUUCAAAAGGUAAAAUGGGUGGAUAGGCCUGUAUUGCUAUUUUAGAAAGGACACCUGUUUUUUCUUGCCAAUCAACACCUUUAAGAUAUUUUUUCAAAGAUUUCUAUUCUUUCAUGUUCUUUUAGUUUCUUUCAAUUUCUUAUGUUCUCCUGACAACCAAAUUGAACCUUGCGGUGAACUAUUUGGGGGUGAAGAAUGCUUUUAUGGUUGCCUGCUUGUAUCUCUGUGUUCAUGUCUACCAUGAUUACGUAACCAUUCUCUGUGACUACUGCACAACCAGGAUAGCAAAUUAUCAGGUUUCCCAUGGGUCUUACUCUAAUAUGGAGUUUAUCUUCAUAUGUUCUUUCCCAAAAAGGUCGUGAACUUACGUACUUUGAGUUUUGCAGGUUCAGGUAUCCUUGCUCAGGAUCCAGCCUCAUUUUUAUGGCAGCUUACCAUGAAAUUUGUUUACAGGUUGGGUUGCAUUGCCAGCGGAGUGAGAGUAGACAGGAUUUACAGAUUGCAUGCAUGGUACAUCUUCAAAAAAGCUCAGUGAACCUCCAACAAAAUAUAUGCCUGGAAGUGGAAGGUAAGGCCUUUGUUGUACGUGUACAUCAUUUUAUAGUAGUUUGCAGGUUCUCUCCGGAGGAAAACUACGUGAAUCCUCAUCCACAUUCAAACUAGACUUUUGGGGUUGAAUUUUGCACUUGACGAUUUGUUGUUAAAUCCAUUUCAGACAUUUUGAAAUUUAAAGUACUUUUGUUGCUUUACCAUGC
Messenger RNA from Nelumbo nucifera (sacred lotus), 2984 nucleotides. RefSeq names its product splicing factor U2af small subunit B-like. Gene Ontology annotation, molecular function: metal ion binding; RNA binding. Lineage: Eukaryota; Viridiplantae; Streptophyta; Magnoliopsida; Proteales; Nelumbonaceae. Gene Ontology annotation, cellular component: U2AF complex. Gene Ontology annotation, biological process: mRNA splicing, via spliceosome. The record is from RefSeq and is a predicted model, not a curated record.